Dreissena polymorpha is the source of this 3511-nucleotide messenger RNA. RefSeq lists its product as uncharacterized. Gene Ontology annotation, molecular function: oxidoreductase activity. The record is from RefSeq and is a predicted model, not a curated record. The transcript has 7 exons. Bases 268 to 2451 code for a protein of 727 amino acids. Lineage: Eukaryota; Metazoa; Mollusca; Bivalvia; Myida; Dreissenidae.
UUUAAUAAACUACAUAUUUUGUUAAAUUCUAGUCGUAGUUUUAGCUUGCUGUGAUCACCGACAUUUGUUUUGUUUUAAUUUUGUCGUAUGAAGUAACUUAUUUCACUGGUUAAACACCAGUGUUUCUUGUUAAUGACGUUAACGGUGCGUUAAGGGUUAUAAUAAUCCAUCAAACAGCCAAUUAAUGACGCACAUUUGUGCAAUGGAAUAGAUUUGUUGUUUUACAUUGUGUACACAAAGGGAACGGAGUAGAUACAUAUUAAUAAAAUGAUCUUUAAAGUCAUCUUACUCCUGGCACCGCUUAUUUUGUUAAGCAAAGCACAAAAUGGAACCAAAUCAAUUUCGGAAAACAACCAGGUGUGCUUGAUUGUGCCGCCGGAAGUUGAGCAGUGCUACAAAAACUUCCAAGGGAAGCAACUCAGUGAGAAAGCGGCCCAGGUCAAUUGUUUGCAGAAACUUCUAUGGAACUUCACGCCAGAUUAUACACUCACGGAGUCACAGCUGAAGUACUUCCGCUCGUUGCUAGGUAACCAGGCUAGCGCAAUGGCGGCGGGUGGCCCCGGAGGGUCCCUCAUCGGACUGCCACCUAGCGGACGCCGUGCAAGAAAGGAGUACCGCCUCCUUAGUGUGCCGGAGCGACAGAAGUUCCACGCGGCGCUCAAUAAAUUAUACGAGGACGGCGCCAUCGCGGCGUUUGCGCGCCUGUACGCACGUGCGUCGGAUAGUCACCAUGGCGGCGCGUCCUUCCUGCCAUGGAACAGGGUCAUGCUUGUCAUGUUCGAAGAGGCUCUACGACGUCACGACCCCAGCGUCUCGCUGCCGUACUGGGACGUCACCAUCGACCACGACGUGGACAACCCAGUUAACUCGGUGCUAUGGACUCCCGAGUACUUCGGCGCCGGCAGCGGCGAGGUGAUGGACGGGCCUGCCGCCGGCUGGGUGACCAACCAAGGCAAUCUCGAGCGCAACUACGGGCGAAAGGGUCGCCUCAUCUCCAAGGACGUGAUACGGAACAUACUUCAAGGGUGUAAUUUAAGGGACAUCUCACAGCCAUUCGCUAGUCGCCGUUACGAUCUCGAGUACCAUCACGGCGGCCCUCACGUCUGGGUGGGCGGCGACAUGGCGCAUCCCGCGACCAGUGCCUAUGAUCCAGUCUUCUAUAUGUACCACGCCUUUAUAGACUACAUAUGGGAGGUCUUCAGGCGCCGACAGUACCGGCGGUGCGGCGUCGAUCCGUCGCGGGACUACCCGGAAGUCCCUCUAGGAAAUAGUCACGCCACUGAAUCGCCGAUGGUGGGGUUCGAAUGGCUCAAAAAUAGGGAUGGUUUGCAGCACGAUUGGAUCGACAAUUGGUAUUACUACCAGUCCACGCCAUCCUGUCCGAACUGCUGCGAUGGAUGCAGCUUCCCUCCACCCAUCUCGUGUGACAGAAGACGAGACGUCUGCGUCGCGCGUUCUAGAAGAAACUUCGCGUUCGGACCUCGGAGUGAGAGUACUCGAAUCAAAGAUAUCUUCGCGCAAGCUCAGCUAGAUCCUCGAGAAAUUGAGAGUCUUACAGUGCAGCCCACACCUAGAAACCGCGGUCAAGAGUUUCCGGCGCCUCCAAAUGAUUCAAGGACGAUUCAGACUGCCAUUGCCGAUGCAUAUGAGUCAGUUCGACGGUCAACAGAACAAGGGCCGAUCGAUCGUACAGUUGUUGAAUCUCGUGAUUCCAGAGCUGUCACGGAUCCCCGUGAUCCUAGAGCUCCUAUUGAACCACGUGGUCCUAGAGCAAGUAUUGACGCACGUGAUUCUAGAUCUCCUAUUGAUGCACGUGAUCCUAGAGCUAUUAUUGAUCCCCGUGAUUCCAGAUCUUCUACAGACUCACGUGAUCCUAGAACUCCUAUUGACGCACGUGAUCUUAGAGCUCCUAUUGAUCCACGUGAUUCAAGAGCUCCUAUUGACACACGUGAUCAUAUAGCACCCGUUGGUUCUCGUGAUAUACGCGGCCCUAUUGAUCCUCGAGACCCACUAGGCCCAGCCGACCGCGCUCCGGAUACCUUGAGAAUUCGCAGUUCUUCUUCCAGAGAUACAAUCGAUCCGACGUUUGAUUCUCGUGGAUCUUCUAGGUUCGAUUUGGAUCCACGCAUGUCUGUCGAUCCUUUGCCUCUUGUUUCUGAACCUCGAGACGCCUUUGUGGAUGGAAGAAGCCGGUUUGACCCAGUUCCUGACAGGAUUCCCGACCCUCGGGAACGUUUCAGGGACCCUCAGGCGUUCAACUCCAGAAAUUCACCGGGAGAGAGAUCAACUUCGAGAGACUCUAUCAUUGGGCUGCAGGAUUCGACCUUUGACCCUCGUCUUAGCGGACCGCCAGCCCGGGGUUUUUCAGACUCGGUGAUCGACCUGCGGACACUUCCGGUCGGCGAGGGCGCUCCGAGACUUCCACGGGGUGAAUUUGAGGCGCCGUCAUAACCAUGCAUACGGAUAAUUAUGUUCCAGUUGUAUUAGUAACGGGCAUUUACACACAAUCAACAUAGCUUACAAUUUUAGUUUUUUUAAGACUGAAUGUUCAUAAAAUAAUUAGAAGUGCCUUAAAUAAAAUUGAAAAAUAUGACCAUGUUUUGUUAAUAAUAUCUGUGUUGAGGUAUUGUUAUACAUGGCCUCACUUUAGAGCCAGAAGCGCUUAUCAGUCGUUGCACAAACGUAUAUAUCACGUGGGGUUUCACUGGACGAAUUUUAUAACGAAAUUAUGGUAGCUUUUAAGUAAAUUGAAACUCUUUUGACAGCAAUUCAGAUUUUGGAAACGUUAGUAAGUUAUGUUAUGGGUUUAUUGUGAAUGUGUAUAUUCAAUUUUAACGCAAUUACUAAUAAAGACAGUCAAUACUACAACCAGUUUAAGUAAUACUAGUUUAACAAGACUAUUGCCAAGCAAUAUAAGUCCCCUACCGGUGAAACUCCACCAUUUUCAGAUUUUAUAUAUAUAUAUAUAUUUGUUGCCAUAACAACCAGAAUUCUUGACGUAGGAACAACAUGAAAUGACGUGCAUAUUGUCCAUAUUGCCAUCUAUCCAUGUUUCAAUUUUCAUGAAAACAUAUUAAGAACUUUUAGAGUUAUCGCAGAAUCCAGAAAUGUGUGACGGACUGACGGAUACAAAACCAUAAGUCCCCUCCGGUGAAACCGGUAGGGGACUAAAAAAUGAGUGAAAAUCUCUGACCAGGCCCCACCCCAACCCCCAUUACUUUUGACCCAGGGGUCAGAUCAAAAUUCCAAAUAGUGCAGGAUCCAGAAAAGUGUGACGGACUGACAGACAGACUGACACACUGAGCGCUAACCGUAAGUCCCUUCCGGUUUCACCGAUAGGGGACAAUAAAUGUCCGAAUGCAGUUAACAAUAAAACGUAUUAUUCUUCACGUAUAAGAUCGGAAUCUGUAAGUGAGUGUUUGAUUGUACCAGUUCUUAUGAGCAAAACUUUCUUAAUUCUUUAGUUUCUUCAUGCUUUCCUCACCUUUGUAAUAAAGCAUUUUGAGAAAGA